AUGCUUGUCAACUUGGCUUCUGCUAUCAAAGACGACAGCAGAUUGGCUCAGCUUGCAACAUAUGAUGUUUCUGCACCCCCAGACUUUCUCCCUCCAAGUGUGAAUCUGUUUUUGGGCUCUGCGUGCACCCUGACAGAAGACUUGAUUCAACUCUGCUGCACCAAGACACUCUUUGAGUAA
This is a messenger RNA of Suillus fuscotomentosus, 180 nucleotides long. RefSeq lists its product as uncharacterized. The record is from RefSeq and is a predicted model, not a curated record. Lineage: Eukaryota; Fungi; Basidiomycota; Agaricomycetes; Boletales; Suillaceae. The transcript has 2 exons. Bases 1 to 180 code for a protein of 59 amino acids.